Megalops cyprinoides (Indo-Pacific tarpon) is the source of this 2611-nucleotide messenger RNA. RefSeq names its product dihydrouridine synthase 2 (gene dus2). Gene Ontology annotation, molecular function: flavin adenine dinucleotide binding; tRNA dihydrouridine synthase activity; tRNA binding. Gene Ontology annotation, cellular component: cytoplasm. Gene Ontology annotation, biological process: tRNA dihydrouridine synthesis. Lineage: Eukaryota; Metazoa; Chordata; Actinopteri; Elopiformes; Megalopidae. The record is from RefSeq and is a predicted model, not a curated record. Bases 84 to 1571 code for a protein of 495 amino acids. The transcript has 16 exons.
CAUGUUUCUAACUCCAACAGGCACAGCUGACCGGUGAAGUCCACGAAAUCGUUCCGAUUGUGAUUCUUGCUGGUAAAAAAGGCAUGAUGUCCCAGACAGUGGGCAGACUAUGUUUCCGCAAUAAGACAGCACUGGCACCCAUGGUGCGUGUAGGCACAUUACCCAUGAGACUGCUGGCCUUGGACUAUGGUGCAGACAUUGUUUAUUGUGAGGAGCUGAUUGACAUUAAAAUGAUGCAGUGCAAGAGGGUUGUGAACGAGGUCUUAGAGACAGUGGACUUUGUGGCUCCAGAUGACAGAGUUGUGUUUCGUACCUGCCAGAGAGAGAAGGAUCGUGUUGUCUUCCAGAUGGGCACAGCUGACCCCCAAAGAGCUCUGACUGUUGCCCAACUCGUUGAAAAGGAUGUGGCUGCCAUCGAUGUGAACAUGGGGUGCCCUAAAGAGUACUCUACCAAGGGUGGAAUGGGUGCUGCUCUCCUCUCCAACCCAGAUAAGAUUGAAGCUAUUCUGAGCACCCUGGUCAAAGGAGUCUCGAAACCAGUGACGUGUAAAAUCCGAAUUCUACCUUCAACGGACGCCACAGUCGAUCUGGCCAAGAGAAUUGAGAGGACAGGUGUUGCUGCCAUUGCAGUCCAUGGCAGGAUGAAAGAAGAGCGGCCGCAGCACCCAGUCCACUGUGACGUCAUUCAGGCCGUGGCUCAAGCUGUAUCCAUACCUGUAAUUGCCAAUGGGGGAUCCCUGGACCUGGUGAAAAGCUACUCUGACAUCCAGACUUUCCGGGAGGCUACAGGGGCAUCCUCGGUCAUGCUGGCGAGAGCAGCUAUGUGGAACCCCUCCGUGUUCCGCAGCCAGGGGGCACUGCCAUUGGAGAAGGUCAUGGAGGAAUACAUCCAAUAUGCUGUGCGAUAUGAGAACCAUGCCUCCAACACCAAGUACUGCCUGUGUCAGAUGCUGAGAGACAAAGUGGAGUCUCCUCUGGGGAAGCAGCUCCACGCAGCCCAGACCAGCAGCGAGAUCUGCGAGGUGUUUGCGUUGGAGGAGUUCUACAAGGACACCCGAAACUAUCUACUGGCCCGACAGGAAGCACUGAAUGCCAACACCCAGCCGGCAGACUGCCUAACCAUGGACGGCGAUGUCACCACAAUGCCUGUCAGAUUCGACCGGAAGGAGUACCCUCCCCAGAUCACUCCCAAGAUGCACCUGCUGGAGUGGAGCCGGCGGGAGAAGCUGGAGCAGCCUGUGUACAUGACGGUCCAACGUCCACUUGACAGGGGGUUCCAGUCCACCGUGACAGUGGGGGACAAGAAAUAUAGGUCUACCUUGUGGGAGAAGUCAAAGAAGUUUGCAGAACAGUCGGCCGCCAUUGUAUGUCUGCGUGCCCUUGGUCUGCCAGACGGGCGGAUCAGCGAGCAGGAGAUGGGACUGGUUAACAAGAGGAAACGAGAGGAGAAGAGAGACAGUGAAUCAGAGGAGGACAGGGGCUUCAGAGCCAAUGGGUUCACUGACGCUUCUGAUUCCAUCAGCAGGAAACGACGCCUGUCUGAAAACUCUCAGCAAGAGGUGACGGGAUAGGAGACACAAAGACCCAGAGGCGUAAUAGAACCAAACCUCCUGCCUUUCAAUGUGGCCUGGCACUCUGAGCAAGAUGCUAUUUUCACAGACUAAGCUUCAACCCUCAAGAGUGGACAUGUCAGCGCAAUCUAUCCACUGGAAUAGUGAAAUGCCUCAUCUCCAGUGGUACGCCUGUAUCCUCACAGCACUAUUACCACUUUGAUGUUGUCUCAUAUCCCACCUGGGGGAACUCUGCAGCCACUGCUUCCCGGGUGUCCCCACUCUGUAUUUAUGAGCAUGCGGAGCAAUAUCAGUCUAUCCAAUGGUGAUUCUUAUGGCUAGUCUGGCCACACUUCCAAUUUCAUUUUCAGGGCUGUGUCUGUGACUACUAUUAUUUUAAAGCAAUUUGUUUUCUUUCAAUAAUUUUCUUGCAGUGUUAAUUUUAUGUCCAUAAAAAAUGCAUGUUUGCCUUUUAAUUAAUAAAGUGUCUUUAAGUUAUAUUACCAUGAAUUCUACAUUUGAGGAGAAAAUCAGAUCUUAAGAAGUGGAAUGAAUGACGUGUGUGGAAGUAUAGGGCAGUAGGGCAUUUUCCAUGAGAGGACAGGCACAAACAUUUUCAACAAAUGUAACAAAACAUUCGGAUUACAAAAGCCCAAAUUUGAUCUGAUUUUCUCUCUGAUAAAAUUGCAUAUUGGUAAAAACAUGAUGAUCAAGUGGCCAACAAAAAAAUUUUACUAAAAUGUGCCAUCAUGGAAAAACAAACAAUUUUAAGCAUUGCUUAAAAUCUGUUCUUGUUUGGUUUUCUGGAUGAUACUGUCUGAGAUACUGUUUCACUGUCAGAUUGAAUUUGUUUUUUAUAAGUUGGUAACCAGAAGGGGGCAGCAUAGACCUUGCUGGAGUGAAGAAAAAUACCGACCGGCAUGCUCCUCUUGCAACUCACUCAUAUGAAAAAGAGUGCUCUGUACAGGACAUAAAUUUAUCUUUUAAAAUUUUGACAGAUUGCUUGAGGAGCUUUGCAUAGUGAAAGCCACGGUCCAAGGUAAGAGGUCUCAGUAAAUACC